Molecule: messenger RNA, 1062 nt
Organism: Didymodactylos carnosus
Lineage: Eukaryota; Metazoa; Rotifera; Eurotatoria; Philodinida; Philodinidae
Source: the annotation of a GenBank genome assembly
CAGUGAAGAUAUGAUUUGGAUAUCUUUCAACUCAGUUUUUUAUCAUCUAUCGAUCAAUGGUCGAAUGAAUCUUAUCUACGAGUUUAGUCAAGAGAAAUAAUUAAAUUACUAGUUGAAUGCGGCGGCAGGAUGGUGUUUACCUAUUUUUUACUUUUUUCGCUCAAGAAUGACAGAGGAUAAUAGAAACGUAUCUUUUCUAAUAAAUUUAGUCAUUGAAAAUGAAAAACUCCGAGUGGACCGAUUUUCCCUCUAAUGGAUCCCCGUCCUUUUAAUUUGCUGAAGGAAUAUCCUCUCUCUUUUUCCACCUUGUUGAUAAAGGUAGAAGUAAACAUCCGAUUGAGUUCAAAUUUAUACUUCAGAUAGAACACUGAAAUUGAAAAUCAGUAUAUUUUUGUCAAAAACUUUGUGUCAUGUUUUUCUUCUAGAAAACUGCAGUUUGCGUCAUGACGACGGCGAAAUGUACUCCGAUCGAGCUGAGAAUUUUUGCCACAAGUAUCUGGAAUGAUAUUCCAGGACAGUAAUUUUGUUUCCGCUUGUGAAUUUUCAUUCAUUUUCAUGAAAAAAGUCCUAAAUUAAACUUUAAUCAUAUAUCGCUCAUUUUUAUAGAGAACUCCUUUCUUUACAAGACUGAAGAAGUUUUCAUGUUCGGGAUAAUAAAGAAUGAGUUUUCAGAAGUUAACAAACAACUUUUUAGAAUAAAGCCAUAAACUUUAAAAAGUUUGUAUCUUCUAAACAAAUAUUCGUGGAGGGCUGGGUGUACUAUUAUUUUGUAGAGGAUACUUCAUGCUAUCAGACAGAAUAAUGUUUAUACUAUCAAAAGAUUAAUUAAGAUUUAGUUGCAGUUUCUGUUUUCAACUACAAAUGAGUAAUAAUUUAGUUGCGUGAACCAAAAUAAUUCUAAUUGUUUUAGGGAUUAAUUUACCAUUUCAUGGCAAAGCGGAGCUGGAAAAUCAUCCAGAGGAAGAUGGCGAAGAAGGAGAUGAUGUCGAAGAGGAAAGUGAAGGUGGUGAGGCAUCACCUGAAGAAAUGGAAGCUCAAUCACCAAAUCUACAAGAUUCUUGA